Protopterus annectens (West African lungfish) is the source of this 1540-nucleotide messenger RNA. RefSeq names its product chromosome chr13.part0 C19orf25 homolog (gene CCHR13.PART0H19orf25). The coding region runs from base 139 to 456 and encodes 105 amino acids. Lineage: Eukaryota; Metazoa; Chordata; Ceratodontiformes; Protopteridae. The record is from RefSeq and is a predicted model, not a curated record. The transcript has 3 exons.
UCCACUUCCUGCGACAAUAGAAAAUGAAUGCGCAUGCGUUAUAAGAGGUUUACUGGCUAGAAAGGAAGGAGCUGUAAGGCGAGGUUUAGGUGUUGAUUGUGGACAGGCAGGCUCUCUUCUGAUAAUGCAAAUGGGGAAAUGUCCACGAAAAGUAAGAAGCGAGUGAUUCUACCAACCCGUCCUGAACCUCCGAGCAUUGAACAGAUUUUAGAGGACAUCCGGGAUGCUCACCCCUCUGAUCCAGUAUUUGCUGUGUUAAAGGAGACCAAUGAAGAGCCACUAGAAGAUUCUGCAGAAAACAGGGAGAAACAGUACCAGCAGUGUCGCUCAUGUGUCGAAUUCACCCAGAAACUGCAGCAGAUGCAAGCAGUACUAAAGCAAAAACGUGAACAGCUGAAGGUGGUUGGUGAGCAGCUUGAACAAAACAUCACAGAUAUGAGAGAGCGAGCUUCCUGAUCUACAGCUGAAAUGAAUCUGAGCAGAUUUCUCAAAUUAGCUUUACCAAAAAUAGGAAGGGCAUUUGCAGUUAUUGAGAGAGGCUUUUUCCCCAACAGAGAACCUUUCUAGCUUGUCCAUUUUAAUAAACUAUUCUGUCAAGAAAACAGUUCUGUUGGGGUUUUCUCUGCCUUUUGGAUUGAAAAUAAACCUUUGUAAACAUUGCUGUAAAGCCAUUUUCACAUUAAUUGUAAAACAUGACAAGGUUGGUUGUUCCAAGUUGGUGGUUUUAGUAUUUCCCCACUGAAUUCAUGUGCUUUUCAUAAGACAGUUUUUUUUUUCUAAUCUGACUGCUAGUGCUUUGCACCUCCUAUCACAGUUUACUGUUUUUAGAAGCUUAUUUCUGUCUGUAUAUUUAGCUGACAUUAUUUUUGUAAUUGUCAAGAAUGUUUUGAAAGUCAGAUUUAUUCAUUAUGUGCUUAAAGGACUAAAUGAUUCCUGGUUAUACACCCAUAUGUGUGGUACUGAUGUAAGACGUGGACUGUACUGCUCAUGGAACUGCGGAAGAAUACCACAUUUGUAUACGACUUUUCCAUCUGGUACAGUGAAACUGAUGAAGACAUUGCUAGUACUGUUGCUGAAAUCUUGCGCAGUUCAGGUCACUGUGGCUAUUUGGAACAUCAGGAUGAACUAGGAGGGAUGCUGGCCAUUUCUUCAGUAACUGACAUUAUUUGUCGUAGUAGUGUUACGUUUGUUAUUCUGUCUGCGAACUCUCUGAAGAAUUAUUGGUGCCAGAAGGUCUUAGAAUGGAAUUUGUUUCACAGCAUUGAACAAGCUGGUACCAAGUUCAUACCAGUUUAUGCCAAUGUACAAGAUGAACAGGUGCCAGUAGUGCUUCGGCACAUUAGUGGACUCAAGUACAGUAGUACAUUUUUCAAAACAAAACUAUUGGGAAGUAUGAAAAGCAAAAAGGUGAGAUGUAAAAGAUUUACCUCCUAGACUGCAAGUGGAGCAGGCCUGGCUAGCACUCCCCAUUUACGGAUGCAUUUGUAUUUCAGCUGUGUUCAUGUAUUGGCAAAAAUAAAGGAUCAGGCCUUGCACUUUU